AUGCCAAACCUCAAAUUCAUUCAACUGCUUAGCAGUGGCCAUGACCACAUGCUCAACACACCCGUGUUUUCAGAUCCUUCCAUCCCUGCAGCCUCGUCUUCUGGCGUCGCAGCUCGUGCGAUAGCGCAGCAUUCCGUCCUUCAGAUCCUCUCCUUCGCACACAGCUACCCCAAGGCACUGCAAGUCCUGGAGAAGAAAAAGCACUGGAUAGAGGCCGAUGAGUGGCCGUUCCAAACAGUGCUCGAGGGAGCAAGAGUCGGCAUUAUGGGUUAUGGAGCGAUCGGCAGACAAGGCCUCGUUCUUCCUGGCUCGGACGACGCCGCGAUGGGCGACCGGGAGGGUGUGCUGCCCUCUGAAUGGCACUCGGGCGACACGAAAGCGAAUCUGCACAAGUUCCUUGGAGCCGAUCUCGACUACCUAGCCAUCUUUGCCCCCCUGACGGAAACAACAAUGCACUCCCUCGGCAGGGAGGAGUUUGAUCUACUCGGACAGCAAAAGAAACCGUUCCUGUUGAACGUAUCGCGCGGGAAAAUCGUCGUACAGGAUGAGAUGAUCGCCGCGCUGAAGGAUGGUCGACUGGCGGGUGCCGCGCUUGAUGUGGCGGACCCGGAACCUCUACCGGCGGAGAACGAACUGUGGCGACUGCCGAACGUGACGCUCACGUCGCACAUGGCGUGGGCAUAUAAGGAGUACAUGGAUGAUGCGCUGAAGAUCUUCGCGGAGAACUUGGCGCGGCUUGAGAAGGGUGAGAGACUGCUGAACGAGGUGGAUCGCAGGACACAUUGA
Molecule: messenger RNA, 786 nt
Organism: Phaeoacremonium minimum UCRPA7
Lineage: Eukaryota; Fungi; Ascomycota; Sordariomycetes; Togniniales; Togniniaceae
Product: putative dehydrogenase protein
Exons: 2
Coding region: 1-786 (261 amino acids)
Molecular function (GO): NAD binding
Source: RefSeq, a predicted model, not a curated record